GUGUUGGUAGCUCAGUCGCUCAGCAACACUCAGAUGAAGGAGCUGUUAGGAACGCAUGCUGUUGAGAUAGAUGUUUCCACCCUGUUUGGCAGGGUGCUGUCCUGUGGGAUGGAUGACACCCAAGAGCAGGACCAGUACGAGGAGCGCCUAAAAGAAGUUUUUAACAGUUUUGAUGCCAGCGGCUCCGGCUCACUGUGCCCGGAGGAACUCUCUGACCUCUGCCAGUCCCUGCACCUGGAUGACGCCACACCAGCUCUUCUCCACAUACUGCUGCAGAGCCAGGACCGCCUCACUGCCAGGGUUGACUUUGACCAAUUCAAAAAUGCACUUAUUCUGGUACUGUCAUCAACUCUUGAGCCACCACAAGCAGAACUGGAGACCUUGUCAAAACCAGACUCUCCUGAGAUCCAACCAAAGUUCGUGAAGGGCAGUAAACGUUAUGGCCGCCGCUCCACGCCGGAGUUCAUGGAGCCCAUAUCAGACUUCUGUGAAGUUACAAACGCAAACCCAGUGGAGGAGGACGAUCUAGAAGACAACUAUGACUCUGCUGUUCCCCGGAAGCGUGAGCGCUGGAAUGCUCACGAAUCAAGCACAGAGGAGUAUGAGGCAGAAGGCCAGAUGCAUCUCUGGAACCCCGAUGAGCCGAGCACACCUCGGAAAGCCAUCUUUCCUCCGUCCACCUGUUUGGAGGAGAGACUGCGUAAAGCCUGUGACAAGCUGGAGAUAUCAUGGGACGGAUGUGCCGGUCACACCCAACUGCUCGCACUUUGUGAACACCUGGGCCUGGAGAUAAAUUUAGAUGUGCUCCACAGUCUACCCGGUGAUGGAGUGAUGAAUGUUCAGGAGUUUGUUUCCAGGGUUGUAAACGACAACAAACCCCCCACACCGUCUGCCUCCACGCCCUACAGACAGCUUAAACGACACCACUCCACUCAGCCCUUUGAUGAGGGAGGCCGUAGGAUAGCCACUCCUUUUGCUCUGACCAGCACCAUCGGCAUGCGUCUCUUCUCCACCCUUGAUGACGGUACCGGUUUCACUCCAGUUGAAUACAUCCUGGAUGCCUGGCUGGAAGAGGGAAUAGAAAACAGCAUGGAGAUCCUGCAGGCUUUGAAUUUCAGCCUAGAUGGAAAACUGAGUCUUGGGGAUCUCACCAUGGCACUUGAGAAUGAGCUACUCGUUACUAAGAAUGGGAUUCACCAAGCGGCACUGGCCAGCUUCAAAGCUGAGAUCAGAUAUCUUCUAGAGCGUUUAGACCGAGAACUCAGGGAGAAAGAGAAAAUCCAAUCUGACUUGGAAAAAGCCGAGAAACUGAAAACUCAGCUCGCCACUGAGGUGGAUGAGCGUCACUCUGCCAUUGAGCACAUGAAUGACCUCAAUCUCAGGAAGCUUGAACAGGACCACAAAGAGAAGCUAGCAGCUGUACGAUCAGAGCUGACCAAGGAGAUGGACCAGAUCCAGCAACAGGCCAGCCUGCAGCGCAAGGAACUAGAGUCAGAGGUCGAGAAGAUCAGGGAGGAUGAAUCCUUUCUCAGAGACCACCUUUCCAUCUCUGUGAAGGAAAACAGACGCCUUGAAAUGGAGUUGCUGGACAUCACCGAAAAACUAGUGGAGACGCAAAGCCAAAAUACAAAACUCCAGACAAGUUUGGACAACAUUAUGAAAGAAAAGUUUGGAGACUUGGACCCUGGCAGUGCAGACUUGUUACUCCAAGAGGAACGUAUUAAAGAACUACGCAGCAGCUACGAAGCUCAGUGCAGGGAGCUGCAGGAUCGUAUUGACGAGCUGCAGUCAGAGUUGCAGGAGUUCCACGGUCUCGGGCGAGUUCAUCAGCCCUGCAACAAACCUCUCUCUGAAGAGCUGGAGAGUAAAAGCCCCGGCAUGGAGUCUGAUCCAGGUAUUGGUUGCGAGGAGGUUCAGCCCUUCAGCAUGAGCCUUGAGGCAGAGAUGAUGUUGGAGCAGCUGAAGGAGCAACACCUUCAGGAAAUGGAGGAUUUGCAAAACCAGCUGGAAAGCAAGAUCAAUGAAUUUGAUAAGAUGGUAGGAGAGCAGAGGGCGACCCAUGAGGAACAGCUGGCUGCCUUAGCCCUCCAGUACCAGCAGGAGGUCCAGGCGUUGAGGGGGGAGAUGGUCGGCAUUCAGAACCGGGGACAGGAGCUCCAGAACCAGCUAGAGCAGGCAGAGCUGGAGCGGACUAGUCUGGAGCAGAAGCAGGCCCAGGAGAGGGAAGAGCUGGAGAAUCUGCAGGAGGAGGAAGUGGGAGCUUUUAGACAGAAACUGCUGGAGGCCCACACCUGCACUGCAGACCUGGAGGAGCAGCUGAAGACCCUGGAAGCCCUGCAGACGGAGACGGAUGGACAUCUCGUAGACGAGCUGAGGAAACAACACGCCGUGGAGAUUAAGAAACUGGGGGACGAGCACGCAGAGCUUUCUGAAGCCAGACUGGAAGAGGAGCGAGAGAAACUGCAGGAAGAGCAGGCUGAGUUGGAGAAGAGAUUGUUAGGUGAUUGGGAACGGGAGAAAGAGCUGUUGCAACAAAGCCAUGAAGCCGAACUGCAGGCCAGACUAGAAGAGGCAAAGGCAAGGUUUGAGGAAGAGCGCGACGAGAUUGUGCAGAGGCUGACAGAUCAGUGGCAGGAAGAGAGGGCUCAGCUGGAAGAGCAGAAUAAUGAGACUCUGCAUGUGGCGCUGGAGGAAGAGAUAUCGAGACUCGCCAGGGAACAAGAAGAGAAGGAGGGCGAGCUCCGGGAGCAGUGGGAGAGCGAACGGGGCCAGCUUCAGGAGCGUCAGGAGCAGGCUCUGCUUGAUAGAAUACUGCAGGAACGGUUGCAGGUGCAGGAGAAGUUUGAGCAGAGGGAGAAAAAGCUGAAGGAGGAGUGGGAGAGGGAGAGACUGCAAUUGGAGGAGGAUUACGAAGGGAUGCUCCAGGACAGGCUGAAUGAAGAGAAGGAGAAGCGUGAGACUGAGAAAGAGGAGGAGAAGAGAGUGAAACGCUUUAUGGCAGAGGAGAGGGAUCGUCUAGAGGAGAGCCACCGCGAGGCCGUGAAGGAUCUGACCGACAAGCACGCCAGAGAGAGGGACGCUCUCAGCAGCGUGUUGGACAAACUACGGGAGGACAUCGCUCAGGAGAGGAGAGAAACGGAGAUCAGCUUCACCCAGAGAAUCAAGGAAGUGGAAAGUCGUUUCUCAGGUGAUCAGGAAUCAGUCGCGGAGCGUUUACAGACUGACAUUUUGAAACUGGAACAGCACUACCAAAGUAAGCUGAAGGCUCUUUCUGAAAGGCACAGCGAGCAGGAGCUCAGCUGGGAGGCACAGAUGCAGGAGGUCCUCGCGAACGCUGAGGAUCAAAGAAGAAUGAUGGAGGAGGCCACGGAGCAAGAAAAGGAGAGCCUGGAUCUAGAGUGGACAAAACGGCAACAUGAGCUAGAAAGUCUUCAUCAAGAGGAAAUAGAAGAACUUGUGCUAAAGAACCAGCGACUGCAAAACGAGCUGGACGACUUUAUCAGUGUGGCUCAGACUAAAGAGAUAGCACUGAGUAGGCAGCUGAAUGACCUCCAUAACCGGCUCCAAGGAAGUCUGGAAACCAAAGACGAGCUUCUUGCUCAGUCUGAGAAGAAAGCGCUCGAGAUUGAGCUCCUGCUAGAUCAAACGGUGGCAGAUUUUAAACAGGAGAGGGAAGAGCUUCUGUGCAGCCAGUCAGAACUUCAGGCAAAAUACACCGAGAUGCUUUCCAUCUCUGAGAGGCAGAUUACUGAGAGGAUUGAACUGUUAACUGAGCGCGACGAUUUCAAGAUGAAGAUCGAGGAGCUGGAGACGCUGCUUAGACAGGCAGCAGUGGACUUUGAGCUUGAGAGAAGGGAGCUACAGGAACAUACAUCCAUCCUUGUGGAAACGUUGGAACGCAAUCGAGAGAAUGACCGAGAAGAGCUCAUAGCCGAAAGAGAUGCGCUUAAAAUCCGAAUAAAAGAGCUGGAGAUGGAAUUGAAUCAUGUUUUGUCUUGUGCCAAAAAGGCUAAGGAAGAAGAAAUGAAAGAAUUAAAAGAUAAAAACACUUCAAUGGAGGAAGAAUCUAUAUCUUUAUCUGGUGAAGAACAGGAAACCCGUUUGGCACCACCUGAAAUCUUUCUCAAUGAUGCUAUUCUUCGCUAUUCCUCUAAUCCGGAAGUGUUUAGUUUGUCACCAUUUCUGGUUGAGCAAGACGUUAAUGUAGAGACUUUAACGGAGGCCCCUGAUGCAGUGGAUGGAGGUCCUGAAAAUAUCGAAAAUGUUGAUAAAGAAUAUGUUGAAAACAUCGCCGCUACCGGUGAUGAUCAAGGAGACAACAUGGCAGAAGUAAAUCAAGUUGUUGCUGUCCCAGAAGAUUACCAAAUUGUGGAUUCAAGUUCUGAGAAAGUUGAGGGAGACCCAGAAGUCGGCGGCUGUUCUGUAGAAAUUGGACAUGAAGACCCUGAAGUGACGUCCUGUGGCGUCCACUACCCAGAUUCCCCAGUUCCAGAUGGAGAUAAUUCAACUGUUGAAUCCAAAAACGAAGCGGUUUCCCCACAGAUGCGGUGUGAGGCGGUCUCGCCCCCUGAGGCUUCAGAAGGUGUAGAUGCCGAGGAAGUUGCAACAGAUUGUGAGAAUAAAGUAGCUCUUGAAUCAUGUGAGGAGGAGAACAAACCUCAAGAUGUACAAACUUUGGAAAAUGAAAGCACUUACCAGGAAGAUGAGCAAUGUCAUGAGACUGCGGUUAACCCCUCCGUGCUGGAGGACACAGGUGACCCAGAUGAACGGCCUCUGGUGGAUGCUGAGGUUGGGUGUUUACCAAAUAACUCUCACGACCGUAGGCAGGAAGUUGAACUUGUUUCCGACUCAGACUCUGAACGGUUAACCACCGAAUGCACACGUGAUUGUCUGGAAAGUCUGGAUGAAGAUGCUGAUUGGGAGGAACGGGGAUGUUCUCCCCCUAAACUCCAGGCUUUGUAUUACACUGCCACGGAAGAGAACCUCCUCCUACAUGAGAAGAUUUCUCUGCUUCAGCAGAAGACUGAAAUACUAGAGAAUCUUCUGGCUCAUAACACUGAAAAGAUCAAAACUGGCAACCAGAUAUUGGAGGAAAACUAUAGCCUCAAGGUAAAAGUGCUCAUUUUAAUGGAGCAUGUCAAAGAGCUGGACGUAAAAGCCUUAAAGAUGACCGAUCUUCAGAUUAGAUAUGAAGAUUGCAUGUGCGAAAACGCCAAACUGAAGGAGCAAAACGGUGAACUUGAAAAGAGAGUUUGGAGCCUUGAAAGCAGGAUGAAUAUUUUCCACGAAUUCCAAGAUGGGCAGAUUGUGCUGGUGGAUGAGAUCAGCAGGAUGAGAGGGGAGAACGGUGAACUCUCCGAGUUGUUAAGUGAAUUGGAGUGGGAGGGUGGAAUUCUUUCAGCCGUACACCCAGACGCCGAACAACCGGAGAGCGCCACAGAGGAGUCUCUCCUGGAUAAAGUUCUGGCAGUGACUGAUUUGGAGGACAGCUGCGAGGAGUUUGAGAAGCAGAACACCAAACUGCGCAGAGCCAUCACAGAGCUACAGGACGAAUCGUAUUCAUUAAAUGAAACCACUCAUGCUCAUAGAUCUGAGGCCAGUCGUCUCGCUGAAGAAAACGUCCUCCUCAAGCAAAAGAUUGCCGCGUUGAAGGAAGAGGACUUGAAAGAGGUCCAGGAAGAGUUGAUACAAACACUGGAGCACUUAAAAAAAGGGAAGAUUGCGGCUCAAAAGGCAGCGGAGAUUUUCAAGAAACAGAUUUCAGAGCUGCGUUUGCAGAGCCAGCAAUUCGAGGAUAAGAAUGUGAUGCUGUCAGAGAAAAAUGCCCAAAAUAUUUCUGAUAUGGAGAAUCUACGACAGCAGCUGGCAGAGCUGAUGAGGGAGAACGAGAGGAGGGAGGUGUACGCCGCUGAAGAGAGAAACAAGCUGGCAGCUUGUGUGUCUUCUCUGGAGGCAGAGCUGACCAAAGCUCUGGAGGACGCUGCACAGCUGCAGCAGAGGAAUACCCAGCUGUCACUGCAACUCUCUGGCCUCCGAGAGAAGGCAGUCAGAGUGGACUCUAUGGAGAGUCAGCUCAGCCACCUGAUAGAGGAGCGGAUGAGCACGGAUACGGAGACUCAGGGCCUCUGCAACCAGCUAGCCAGAUCUCAAGAGAGAGUCAAGACGGUGGAUGAAACUCUUCAGGCUGUGAGCCAUCAAAGUGCUCGUCUUAAGUCAGACCUCCGUGUUUUGCAGCAGGAGAGGGAUUCCCUAAAACUUGAAAAUUCAGUGCUACACAAACAGCUGCAAAAUGUCAACGAUAAAAACCACAUUUUAGAGAUGGCCUUGCACUCGAGUGGUCUUCAGAGUCAGAGCAAGAAGCUGUACAGGGAUAAGAUGUCUCGGCUGCUGGACCAGGAGCAGCAACUCCUGAGGCAGGAAAACGAGAGGCUUCAGGCUGAAGUGUGCAACGUCAAAGGAGACCUCAUGCAGUCCAGAGAACAGGUCCGUCAGCUUGAUGCGACUGUGCUGUCCCUGAAGCAGCACAAACCACAGAGUCAGCCCUCCCUGGUGAAGGCCUUGGAACAGGAGAACGCCUCUCUGAAGCAGGAGCUCGAGGCACAAAAGGAGCUCACCAAGGGCUGCGAAGCAGGACAAGGACACACAGAGCUGGAGGGCCUUCAACAAGAAAAUGAGGCCCUCAGGGCCCAAAUGACUCGGCUGUCUACACAGCUGCUAGAGACAUUUCAGGUUCAGUUGGUCGGACUUCUGCCUCCAUCACCUCACAGGAUGCCCAGGGGACAGCAUCGUGGUGAAGAUCCGGACAACAUGCAGGACUGAAGUAGUGAUCAUCUGGGUGUGGUCUAUGAAGGUAAAUAUGGUGCAAAAUGCGAGAGCUUGUAGUCUUGAUGUAAGCACUUGUAGAAUACGAUGUGAGAUAGUAACCCUGCUUCCAAAGUUACAAAUCAGUUUAGCACUAGGGAUGGCACGAUACCACAAAUCUGGUACCAAUACCAAGAAAAGACAGUGUUUCAGUGUUUUCUUUUGGUUUCAACUUUCUGUUAUGGUGUGGAGGGGAAAGGAGAGCGUGAUUUUACAAAAACGUCAUUCCUCUGGACCCCACAGCCCGUUGCUUUGAAGCCUGGCAUCACCACACAGCCAGCCUACGGUACCGUCUUUCAUGAGUUCACCUGGAACUCCCAGACACCAAGCAUGUUUAGUUAAGUCUGUUUCUCUCUGCCGUUGUUGUUUUUCACAAGCACUAUCAGAGCACACGUCAGGUUGUGAUAGACAACGGCAGAGAGAAAUGGACUCCAUUCCGGUUUGGGAGUUCCAGGUGAAGUCGUGAAACCCACCGCUGUAGAUGUACGAUAAAGCCAGAAGCUGAAUGCGGUCAAGCCGUACAGGGAGACGAGGGGCUAUUCGCUGUUUUUCCGUGCUGGUCGGUGUUCUUCUUCAGCAUUUAGCGGCAGUCUAGAACAUUUUUAACAUUAGGCGUAUAUACUGCCCCCGUCAGAAUGCAUCCCCCGGAACCUGGAAAAAUGAGUACCGGCACGUUUUCAGAAUUUUGGUACAGAGUUGGUACCGAAGUAUCGGUUCUGGUGACAUCCCUGUUUAGCACCACAUGUAUUGCAAGAAGUGUUGCAGAAGUUGAGGCUCGCAGAUUUGCCACUGUGGGAUGCGAGAGAGCACAUACUGUAUGUGAAGUUGCAGUAACAGAUUUGUUGUGGUUGUGAAAAUAUAAGUAAAUGUUGUACUACAAGUUUGCAGCGGUCAUGUUAUUUAUAUGUAAAUAUCAGUCUACACAUUGGUGAAUAUUUUUUCUAGGAGUUCACAUUCAGAACAUGGGUGUGUGAAUAUUUUUUACAAGUGCAAGUUUUAACAUACAAGUUGUUCUGCAAGUUCUCGCAUCGUAUUCUACAAGUGCUCCCAUCAAGUCUACAAGCUCUCGCAUUUUGCACCAUAUUUACCUUCAUAUUUACCUGGUGGCUGUUAAUCCAUUUGUCGUAUUGCACAAACCUCUGUCUCACCCCAGUUAGAUAGAUGUAGUUUGUACGAGUUUAUCAGUAAAUAGUGUCAUCCCUUUUAGUGUAUUUUAAUAGCAUCUGACUUUUUGUUGUCAUUUUUAUCUGCAGCAUGAUCCUACUAGUUAUCACCAGGUUACCAUCAAAUGUAUUAUAAUCACUGUGUAUACUAUACAUUCAUGUUGUUAAUAUUUAUGUCUGUUCAGUAGUUUUAUUUUAUUAUCUAGUUAUUUACAUGACCUCCUGGGAUUAUUCAGGUUAUUUAUCUGAUGGUAGGUAUGUAUGCAUACCAGAUCUAACGGCAGAAUCUAUGGACCUCACACAAAUUUUAACAGCCUACAUAGUGUCCCAGGAGAUAUUCAACAAUGGAGUAAAUGAAGUAAACCCAGCCUCCCAUAAAUACUAACCAACAUAACCCGAACAAAACAAAAUCUACAUUUUUGAACAUUUUCGUUAUUGCCGAUUUUAUUUAUAAAGCACAUUUUCAAGUGUUUUAC
Molecule: messenger RNA, 8500 nt
Organism: Perca fluviatilis (European perch)
Lineage: Eukaryota; Metazoa; Chordata; Actinopteri; Perciformes; Percidae
Gene: nin
Product: ninein (GSK3B interacting protein)
Exons: 28
Coding region: 34-6819 (2261 amino acids)
Biological process (GO): centrosome localization; centrosome-templated microtubule nucleation; microtubule anchoring at centrosome
Cellular component (GO): centrosome; ciliary transition fiber; centriole
Molecular function (GO): calcium ion binding
Source: RefSeq, a predicted model, not a curated record